Capsicum annuum is the source of this 1437-nucleotide messenger RNA. RefSeq names its product 3-ketoacyl-CoA synthase 6-like. Gene Ontology annotation, biological process: fatty acid biosynthetic process. Gene Ontology annotation, cellular component: membrane. Bases 317 to 1324 code for a protein of 335 amino acids. Lineage: Eukaryota; Viridiplantae; Streptophyta; Magnoliopsida; Solanales; Solanaceae. The record is from RefSeq and is a predicted model, not a curated record. The transcript has a single exon. Gene Ontology annotation, molecular function: acyltransferase activity, transferring groups other than amino-acyl groups.
CACUAUAGAAACUCUAGUUAUUCUGCUAAAAGCAGAGCUAACGAUCUUUCCUGUUGUGGUCCUUUCAUGUUACAUUUUCUUCUUAAUCUUGAAAUCAAGGUCAUCACCAAUAUACCUGGUGGACUAUUCAUGUCUAAAGCCACCAAGUUUCUGUCAAGUUCCUCACGCGACCUUCAUCAAACACACUCAAUAUUUCUUGGAUCAAGAGAGUGUAACUUUCAUGGCUAAAGUCUUGAAUUAAUCAGGGCAAAGUGAAGAAACAUAUUUACCCCCAUCACUUCAUUACAUUCCACCAAAAUCAGAAUAUCACGAAGUCAUGAGUGAAGUCCAUAUGGUGUUGUUCCCUGUAUUUGAAGACCUUUUGGUUAAAACCAAUCGCACCCCACCUGAUAUCGAUGUUCUAAUCGUCAAUUGUAGCAGAUUUUGCCCUGUUCCAUCACUUUCUUCAAUUUUUGUGAACAAAUAUGGCAUGCGACAAGGCAUUAAAAAUUACACAAUCAGUGGCAUGGGUUGCAGUGCCAGCGCGUUAGCUAUUGACAUGGCUAAAAACAUAUUGAAGUCUCACAAGAAUUCAGUUGCCGUUGUACUUAGCACAGAGAUUUUACCCACAGGUUGGUAUCCUGGUAAAGAACCAUCUAUGUUGGUUAUUAAUUGUCUGUUUCGAAUGGGUGCCACUGGCAUUUUAAUUUCCAACAAAAAAGAAGCAAAAAACACUGCGAAAUACGAGCUUCUUAAUACUCUAAGAACUCAGAGAGCCUUUAACGAUAAGGGUUAUUUUUCUGCUUAUCUUGAAGAAGAUUCAGAUGGAUUUACUGGCGUUAAACUAAAGAGGAACUUAUUGGAAGAGGCAGGAGAAACACUUAGGUCUAACAUAGCAGUUCUUGGUUCACAAAUUCUGCCUUUUACUGAGAAAAUUUUGUACGGGGUUUCAAUUUUGAAAAAGAAGUUGGCAGACAAAAAAUCAACUACAGAGAUGUAUGUGCCUAAUUUUAAGUCAGUGAUACAGCAUUUUUGCUUGCCAACAUCAGGGAAGCCAGUGAUAAAGGAGGUAGGAAAAGAGUUGAAUCUUGGAGAGAGUGAUAUGGAACCUGCUUUGAUGACAUUACACAGAUUUGGGAACCAAUCUUCUUCUUCCUUGUGGUAUGAAUUGGCAUAUUUGGAGCCCAAAGAAAGGGUGAAAAAAGGUGACAAAGUUUGGCAGCUUGGGAUGGGAAGUGGUCCUAAGUGCAUUAGUCUAGUUUGGGAAUGUAUUAGGCCCCUUUCUGGGGAAGCCCAAAGAGGUCCGUGGACUGAGACUAUUGAUAGAUAUCCCUUGAAUAUGUGAAUCAUUUAGGGGAGAAUCAUAUAUCUAUCUAUCUUUCUCUAUAUAUAUACAUACAUACAUGUGAAAUUAGCCCCUGCUGAGCACAGGCAGUACCCAAGCAUAAUAUGAAAAUU